Myxocyprinus asiaticus (Chinese sucker) is the source of this 4440-nucleotide messenger RNA. RefSeq names its product calcitonin gene-related peptide type 1 receptor-like. Gene Ontology annotation, molecular function: calcitonin receptor activity; adrenomedullin receptor activity; calcitonin gene-related peptide receptor activity. Gene Ontology annotation, biological process: cell surface receptor signaling pathway; adenylate cyclase-activating G protein-coupled receptor signaling pathway; angiogenesis. The transcript is spliced from 13 exons. The record is from RefSeq and is a predicted model, not a curated record. The coding region runs from base 169 to 1572 and encodes 467 amino acids. Gene Ontology annotation, cellular component: plasma membrane. Lineage: Eukaryota; Metazoa; Chordata; Actinopteri; Cypriniformes; Catostomidae.
CUCAUAUGAGCUGUGUGAUGGCAUAGGGAGCCUGUUACACACACUCCUUUGCUGCUCCAGGAGCCCCGUCUCAUCACACAACACAUCUCUCAGGACACACUACGCACUGCAGCUGCGGAGAACGGAGGACCGAGCAAACAAGCUGAAACAUUCAGAUAAUUUGGAACAAUGUUUGAAUGCUGGAUUAUCUUUCUUUUACUGUCUACAACAUCUGAGUUUUUUGUGGUGGUCCGCUCAGAGAACAACACUGGAGGUACGGCACAAAAAAAUGCUCAUGAAAUGGACUUUACUCGCCACAACAUUUUGACCGCGCAGUUUGAAUGUUACCAGAAGAUUAUGAAAGACACUAAUCACAAAAAAACAGAUGGUUCUAUGUGUAAAAGGACCUGGGAUGGAUGGCUGUGCUGGGACGAUUUGGAAGCAGGUGUCACCUCGGCCCAGCACUGUCCGGACUACUAUGAUGACUUUGACACCUCAGAAAUGGCGACGAAGAUUUGCACUGAUUCAGGCCAGUGGUUUGUCCACCCAGAGAGUAACAGAACAUGGACAAAUUACACAGGCUGUCAGCAUAUGUCUACUGAUCACAAAAGGACAGCACUUAAUCUCUACUACUUGGCUUUGAUCGGACAUGGAUUGUCACUUAUAUCUUUGUUUACUUCUCUAGGGAUAUUUUUCUAUUUCAAGAGCCUAAGUUGCCAAAGGAUAACUCUACACAAGAAUCUCUUCUUCUCCUUCGUACUAAACUCUGUUAUAACCAUCAUCUUUUUCACUUGUGUUGCAAACAACCAAGAAGUAGCACAAGCCAAUCCAGUGAGCUGUAAGGUGUCUGUGUUCAUUCACCAUUACCUCCUGGGCUGUAACUACUUCUGGAUGUUGUGUGAGGGAAUCUACCUGCACACACUCAUUGUGGUGGCCGUCUUUGCUGAGAAACAGCACCUCAUGUGGUAUUACCUUCUAGGAUGGGGCUUCCCGUUAAUACCUGCAUUUAUCCACGCAAUAGCCAGGAGUUAUUACUACAAUGACAACUGCUGGAUAAGUUCAAACACUUCUCUUCUCUACAUUAUCCAUGGACCCAUCUGUGCAGCCCUGUUGGUUAAUCUCUUUUUCCUUUUAAACAUUGUGAGAGUGCUGAUCACCAAGCUGAAGGUGACCCACCAGGCAGAGUCCAGUCUGUACAUGAGAACUGUUAGGGCCACCCUAAUUCUGGUACCUCUGCUGGGCAUUCAGUAUUUACUGCUGCCUUACAAACCUGAUGGACGGCUCGCCUCUGAGAUAUUUAUGCACACAAUGAACAUACUGAUGCAUUACCAGGGCCUCUUGGUUGCCACCAUAUUUUGCUUCUUCAACAGCGAGGUGCAGGGUGUUUUGCGAAGGCACUGGAACCAGUAUCGCAUCCAGUUUGGCAGUACAUUCGCUAACACAGAGGCUCUGCGUUCUGCAUCCUACACAGCCUCCUCGAUGACAGAGGUCCAUCGAUGUUACAGCAUUGACAGCCACAUGGAGACACUAAACGGCAAGAGUUUUCACAGUCUGGAGACCACCAUUCUCCGAUCAGACAAUCUAUACAUGUGAGAGACUUGUAAGCAGCUUCACUGGGAAUACCACUGACCAAAUAUGUAUGAGUAGAGGCUUACUAGACAUACAUAUGGACAAGACACUUUGUACUACAGACACCAAGAAGCCUUAUCUCAAAACCUGGCCAUAAUAUUUGCCUCUUUAUGGAUGGGAUUAGCUGUUUUUGACUGGAGAAAAUACUGUAUUUUACAUGGAAUAUUAAAUUCAAUGCAGUUGGAACACUAUGGGAACAUCAUGCAUUGUCAGUCUUUCUGAUUUAUUUUAUUGAAUGGACCUCAAGUAAGAUUUUCUGUGGGUAUGAACUGAGGAGCUGCUCGCUGUUGCCUUUAUGCAUUGGUUGAUGGUUUCUAUGCCACUGUUUAAACAAAAAGGCUUCUGGCUUGAAUAAAGAUGAAGAAGGCACCACAAAAACUGUGAAUUCACAUCAAUGGAUCUAUGCAUUGUGCUGGCUCUAAAAACCUGUAAUAAAUCAAAGGAAUAUACAAUGAAUGGCACAAUGAUGUGAUUCCAGAAGAAAUUGGUGAUCAUGUCUGUCCUGCAUUUCAUGUGGUUCUCGCUCUCAGUGGGGCGCGUGGUGAGUUGUGCGUGGAUGCAGCGGAGAAUAGCAUGAAGACUCCACACGUGCUAGGUCUCUGCGGUAACACGCUCAACAAGCCACGUGAUAGGAUGCGCAGAUUGACGGUCUUAGACACGGAGGCAACUGAGAUUUGUCCUCUGCCACCCAGAUUGAGGCGAGUCAUUAUGCCACCACGAGGACUUAGAGCGCAUUGGGAUUUGGGCAUUCCAAAUUGGGGAGAAAAGGGGAGAAAACCUAAAAAAUAAAAACAAAUAAAAAAUAUGUACAUAUGUAUACUUUGAUUAAAGAAACCGAAACAGAAUAGAGUGACUGUCACUAAAAACUAUUCAAAAUACAUUUCCUUGCUGAAAAAAACUAGCAUAUGUUGUGUUUUGGAGCAUGUCUCCAGAAUGCGAGGCUGGUUUUCCCACCAGACUGUUUAACUAGUUUCAGCAGCAACACUAACUUGGGCAAUGAGCUUCACCAGCAUUAACUAGGAUAAACCAGUCUGGACAUGUUAUAAUAUUCAAGGAUAAGUUAAAUUUUCUCCACGUGGGUUCAGAGUUUUUGGGGAACUGUCUCUCAACAGUGUCUCUAUGGCUGGAACAUACAGAUGAUUUUGCCACUUUUUCACUAUCGUGUUUCUCAUCUGCACAUGCUGGAUAAAUAAACAUUCAUAUGUUGAAAUGUAAAUAUAUUUCUACAUCUAUGUGUUAUGGAUGUUGGGUUGGUGUAUAUAAAUAUAUUUAUAAAAGUAUUCUUGUGUUUUUGAACAUGAACAUGAUUAAUUCGGUAUAGGGCUUUAGAUUUUAGAUGAUGGAUAAAUAAAUAUAUAUAAAUAUAUGUCUCUUUUUUUUUUCCUUUUUUUUUUUAUCCCUUUUUUCUCCCCAAUUUGGCAUGCCCAAUUCCCACUGCUUACUAGGUCCUCGUAGUGGCACAGUUACUCACCUCAAUCCGGAUGGCAGAGGACAAGUCUCAGUUGCCUCCGCUUCUGAGAUAGUCAAUCCGCGCAUCUUAUCGCGUGGCUCGCUGUGCAUGACACCGCAGAGAAUCACAGCAUGUGGAGGCUCAUGCUACUCUCCGCGAUCCACGCACAACUUACCACGCACCCCAUUGAGAGCGAGAAUCACUAAUCGCGACCACGAGGUUACCCCAUGUGACUCUACCCUCCCUAGCAACUGGGCCAAUUUGGUUGCUUAGGAGACCUGGCUGGAGUCACUCAGCACACUCUGGAUUUGAACUUGUGACUCCAGGAGUGGUAGUCAGCGUCAAUACACAGGACCCCAUAUAUCUCCUUUUUUUAUUUUUUUAUCUAGUUUAAAAUCCAGUUACUUCCAGAUUGGCUCUUUGUAUCCUAAUUAGAAUUUUUGUUACAUUUGUUAAAAACUACUAUGAUUAUUAUUAUAACUAUGAUGAGUCACAACUGAAACAGCUCAGCUCAUUAGAUGUAGCACCUUAAAAUUAUUUUAAAAUGUUCAGAAGAUCUUUGUUAAUUGUAUUGUAAAGUACUGUAUGUUAAAAACAUUGUUUCACUGUGAAUGGUGGAAAUAUAAGUACUUAAAGGUCAAAUAUAGUUUUUAAAUACUAACCAUGUUGUGUUUAAUUCAGUUGUUGACUGAAGUAAUGAAGCAGAGCAAUGCAUUUUUUUAUAUAACAAUUAUUCAUAAAAUAUUUUAGAGUAUAAGUCCAGUAUAAAUGCCGACUUGUUGCUGUUAUCACUGCAUAUAGCUUCAGAAUAUUAUUAUUCUCUUAAAUGUUUUUUUUUUUUUUUUUUUGUCAGCUCUGUUGAUUCUGUAAGGCCCUGUUGAUUCUCCAACUGCCAAUAUAAAUAACUUAUAUUUAUAAAUAUUUUUAGAAAAUAUAUAUUUAUAUAAAUAAUAAAUUAUAUAAAUUGUUAUAAGUAUAUAAUAUUAAUUAUAUAUUUUAUAUUAUUAUAAUAUAUGUUUAUAAUAUGAAUAACUAAUAAGACAAGUUAUUGUGUAAAAAGCAUUUAAAUGCCUUAAAUGAAAUGCAGAUUUUAGAGAACCAGGUUACCACACUUUUUACUCUAGUGAAUAUUUCUUAGAGUUAAAGUAAGUUUUUUUUUAACAGACACAUACCUUAAAGUCUUGGGUACAAAAAGCUAUUUGAACAUUCCCACAGUUAUUUAAAAAAAGACUGACCCUAUAACAGGCAUGUUGUUACACAUUGGGACCCUGCCAUUUAAUACUCCAUCAUAGGCUUUUCAGCUAAAUUAAUGAUGAAUUUGAAGAAAUACCUUGUCCUAGGAACACAGUUCAACCUUUAAAAUAAAUUGUACCUUAAUUAUA